Messenger RNA from Beta vulgaris subsp. vulgaris (sugar beet), 3083 nucleotides. Its product is annotated as putative ion channel POLLUX-like 2. The transcript has 24 exons. Gene Ontology annotation, biological process: monoatomic ion transport. The record is from RefSeq and is a predicted model, not a curated record. Bases 125 to 2707 code for a protein of 860 amino acids. NCBI's taxonomy places the organism in Eukaryota, Viridiplantae, Streptophyta, Magnoliopsida, Caryophyllales, Amaranthaceae.
CAUACUCGAUACUCCCACUUUGAACUUUCCACUCCAUCAAAAAAAUAUUGGGACCCAUUUCAAUGCUCUCUCAUUGUUGACUUGCAUUCUUUCUUCUCACUCAUUUUUUCUCUCCCCAAAUCAAAUGACUCACUCAACGACGUCGUUUUUGCCAUCCAUGGCAGUUUUUCCGGCGACACCUAUGUUUUCUACUCGCCGCUUCACAUUUCGUCGGCGCUUUUUCUCCGCUUCUUUCAGGAAUACAUAUUGCACCCAGGACUUUUGGUUGGAAGGUUCAUCUUUGUUGUCAAAUAACAAUAUACAUUAUAGAAGGAAGUUGUUGACCUAUGCCAUGAGGAAAGAUACGGAGAAAUUACUUCCUUGUUCAGAUUUGACAAAUGAGGGGAAAGGUACAUGUUCAAGGCCGGAACUCAAACAUAGUCUGAAGGGUCACCUAGCUACCAUAAUUCACUCCUUAUCAAUAUCAUCCUUUAUCUUGCUUAGAUGGAGUCCUUUGAAUAUGGGAAGCAUAUUACUGAAAAUGAUCAACUGUCUGCAUGCCUUUUCAAUGCAAGCUUUUGGGUCCAGAAAACUGCUGUUUGCUUCCUUGUCUAGUUCAGUGAACAAGCCUACGCCUCUUAACUUGGAUGUAUCUCUACCUUCUAUCGGAGAUCUCCAAUGGAGUCUUGCACGAAUGAUGUAUCUAUUCAACAUGCAAGUAGAAAGAAAUGUUGCUACGUUCUUAUUGGUACUUCUUGUGGCAUGCUUCUCUUUCGUUGUCAUUGGUGGAUUCCUCUUCUUUAGGUUCAGGAAUAAUUCACAAUCUCUGGAGGAUUGCUUCUGGGAGGCCUGGGCUUGUCUUUGUUCUUCAUCAACCCAUUUAAGACUGAGAACACGUUUUGAGCGAGUGGUUGGGUUUAUGCUUGCUAUCUGGGGCAUAUUAUUCUACUCUCGUCUAUUGAGCACAAUGACAGAGCAGUUCAGAAAUAAUAUGCAAAGGCUCAGGGAGGGUGCCCAAAUGCAAGUUUUGGAGACUGAUCAUAUAAUCAUUUGUGGAGUGAAUAGUCAUCUGAACUUCAUUCUCAAGCAGAUAAAUAAGUAUCACGAGUUUUCCAUCCGUUUAGGCACUGCACACGAUAGGAGGCAGAGAAUCCUUCUCCUUUCUGACCUUCCGAGGAAGCAAAUGGAAAGGAUUGCUGAAAAUAUUGCUAAAGAUCUUAACCAUAUCGAUGUUCUUACAAAAAGCUGCAGUCUCAGCUCGACGAAAUCUUUUGAAAGAGCUGCUGCAAACAAGGCUCGUGCUGUAAUUAUAUUACCAACAAAAGGAGAUAGGUAUGAAGUUGAUACAGAUGCGUUUUUAUCGGUACUGGCAUUACAACCGCUUGCUGAAAUGGCUUCUGUACCUACUGUCGUUGAGGUUUCAAAUUCCAGUACUUGCGAGUUGCUCAAGUCAAUAUCAGGCCUCAAAGUCGAACCAGUAGAAAAUGUUUCUUCCAAAUUGUUUGUUCAGUGCUCUCGACAAAAGGGCCUCUUCAAGAUCUAUCGGCACUUGCUCAAUUACAGAAAAAAUGUGUUUAAUCUCUGUGAUUUCCCUGACCUAGCUGGAAUGAAGUACAGGCAACUGAGACGUGGUCUACAAGAGGUGGUUGUUUGUGGUCUUCACCGAAGUGGAAGAGUAAUCUUCCAUCCAAAUGAUGAAGAGGUGUUGAAAGAAACUGACAAAGUUUUAUUCAUUGCUCCUCUCUAUGGAAGAAUGAAACCACAAGUUUCCUACUCAAUUGUUGGAGAUGUAAAUAAGGAGAUCCACAACUUAAAAGACUUGGGAAAUAAAGGUGACUCUGACAAAUAUAUGGCAGCAAUAGAGAAAUUGCGGCGUGAAAAUACUCAAAAACGUCGUUCAAAACGCCGAUUUACGGCAUCAGACUGGACUCUAGGGCCAAAAGAAAGCAUACUUUUGCUAGGUUGGAGCCCAAAUGUAGCGGAGGUGAUUAAAGAAUAUGACUGUUAUCUUGGACCUGGAAGCUCAUUGGAAAUAUUAGCUGAUGUUCCUCUAGAGGAGAGGAAUAGCACUCUUGUUGGUAUAAAGAAACUUGAACACAUACAAGUUUCCCACAUGGUAGGAAACCCAAUGGAUUAUGAUACGUUAAAGGAGGCAAUAAUGAGAAGCCAAUCGUCUAUGAAACAGGAUGAAGAGAUCCCAUUCUCAGUUGUUGUAAUCUCAGAUAGACAGAUAGUACUUGGAGAUCCAUCCAGGGCAGACAAGCACUCUGUAUUUUCUCUUCUGUUGGCUGAGAAUAUAUGCAAUAAACUCGGACUAAAGGUGCAAAAUCUUGUUGCGGAGAUCUUUGACUCAAAACUUGGCAAACAAGUAACAAAAAUAAAGCCAUCACUGACUUAUAUUGCUGCAGAAGAAUUGAUGAGUCUUGUUACUGCUAAUGUUGCAGGGAAUAGUGAACUGAAUGGAGUAUGGAAAGACAUUUUCGAUGCUGAGGGCGACGAAAUAUAUGUUAAGGAUAUUUCCUUGUACAUGAAGGAGGGGGAAACCCCAUCAUUUAAUGAGCUGUCUGAAAGAGCAUGUUUGAGGCGAGAAGCGGCCAUCGGUUAUGUGAAAAACAACAAAAAGGUUAUAAAUCCAAUCCCCAAAUCCGAACCUCUGAACCUUGAUAUGACUGACUCACUAAUUGUGAUAUCCGAGGUUGAAGGAGAGCAACCUGUUAUUGUCCAGUAAAGUUGUACCUCCCUUAUUUUUUUUGUCUAUUGGUCCAUUCUUCUCUUUUAUUGUUGUGUACAGCCACGGCCCACGAGCAUCGGUUCUAGGUGCUAAUAUCUGCGCGAUCAUGUUUAAGUGCAGUUUUUUUUGUAGUUAGUUUAAUGUUCACCUUGUAGAGUCAUAAAUCUGAAGCUCAAAUUUGGCACCACACCACUCUGGGUUUCAAUAAAAGCCAGUUCUUAGAACAUGUCAUUGGCUUCAAAUAUUGCGAAUAAGAGCUGUUUUCACUGUUAUAUGAUGAAACAUUAGUUUCAAUAUCUCAUCAGAAUUGGACUAUGUGGUUGAAGCCAAAUUUUUUAGAUUUAAUUAUGUUGACAAAGUUCCAGUUCUUUAA